AUGGGAACACAGAAUAUUACAAAAAUUUCAGAAUUUCUUCUUCUGGGACUUUCAGAGGAAGCAGAACUGCAGCCCCUCAUGUUUGGACUUUUCCUGUCCAUGUACAUAAUUACUCAAGUUGCAAACCUGCUCAUCAUUGUGGUGACAGUGUCAGACACCCACAUGCACACACCCAUGUACUUUUUUAUUUGUAACCUGGCCUUUGUAGACAUGUGUUUCGUCUCUACCACUGUGCCAAAAAUGCUGGUGAACAUCCGGACACUCAGCAAGGCCAUAUCCUAUGAAGGCUGUAUCACUCAGAUUUAUUUUUUUAUAUUAUUUGCACUGCUGGACAACUUCAUCCUGGCUGUGAUGUCUUAUGACCGUUUUGUGGCCAUCUGUCACCCACUGCACUACAGAUUCAUUAUGAAGCCCAAGCUCUGUGUAUUGUUUGUGCUUGUUUCCUGGAUCAUCAGUGCCCUGAAUUCAUUGUUACAAAGCUUCAUGGUGUUAAGGCUAUCCUUUUGCACACAUGUGGAGAUCCCACAUUUUUUCUGUGAACUUGAUCAAUUAAUUCAUCUUGCCUGUUCUGACACUUUUCUUAAUAAUGUGAUAGUAUAUAUUACAGCUAUGUUUUUGGUUAUUGGGCCACUCACUGGCAUACUUUACUCUUACUCUAAGAUAGUUUCUUGUAUACAUGCAAUAGCAUCUACUCAGGGGAGGUACAAAGCCUUUUCCAAUUGUGCAUCUCACCUCACAGUUGUCUUCUUAUUUUAUUGUACAACACUAGGUGUGUACCUUAGUUCUGCUGUUGCCCAAAACUCACAUUCAAGUGCAACAGCCUCAGUGAUGUACACUGUAGUUACACCAAUGCUGAACCCAUUCAUCUACAGUCUGAGAAAUAAAGACAUAAAGAGGGCUCUGAAAAGACUCUUUAACAGAAAACUACAGUUUUCCAUUGUCUUGGGACAAAAAAUGUUCUGCUGA
Molecule: messenger RNA, 966 nt
Organism: Fukomys damarensis (Damara mole-rat)
Lineage: Eukaryota; Metazoa; Chordata; Mammalia; Rodentia; Bathyergidae
Product: olfactory receptor 7A17-like
Exons: 1
Coding region: 1-966 (321 amino acids)
Biological process (GO): G protein-coupled receptor signaling pathway
Cellular component (GO): membrane
Molecular function (GO): G protein-coupled receptor activity; olfactory receptor activity
Source: RefSeq, a predicted model, not a curated record